UCCGGGUAGUCGGUAGGGCUCUGUAAGACGAGAUUUUUGUUUUGUUUUGUUUUUUGUUUUUAUUUUGAUAGUCAUAAUAAUAUGAUGUUUCUGAUCACGCAGAUCAAUGUUGCCGUUGUCCAGUUGCACUAUAGAUCGUAACACCAUUUGUCGAGUGCUGGUAUAGUGCGCAUAUAUGUGUGUGAGUGUUAUUUAGCUGGUUGCACAUCAAAAAAUGUUAAUAAUUUGAUUUCGACUAACUCUGUGGUGUGUGGUAUCCGAGUGAAAAUAAGUUGCCGGAUUCAUCAGCAACUAUCUUUUCCCGUAAAAUAGAGUUUCAGAUAACGAAUUAAUCACAGUAAGAAAAUCAUCAUGUCGGUGCCUAAAUUGCCAACCGAUUUCCGGAGGGAUGGCUUAGCUCUGAUUACUCGCAUGGUCAGAACAAAGGAUUUGGACGAUCUUCAGGGUGAAUCAAGUCCACCAGGACGAUUUGAUCCACACCAUCCAACGAAAUUAAAAAAAUGUCUGAACACCAUUGACUUGACCUCUCUAGGUGUCGGCUCAUGUUUGGGAACAGGCAUGUAUGUGGUCACUGGACUAGUUGCUAGGAGGUUUGCCGGCCCUGCGGUUAUCCUCUCGUUUAUUAUAGCCGCUGUAGCAUCACUAUUUUCGGGUGCGUGUUACGCUGAAUUCGGAGUCCGGGUACCAAACACUUCCGGUUCUGCGUAUAUGUACAGUUACGUCACCGUCGGUGAAUUUAUAGCGUUUUUGAUUGGCUGGAAUAUGGUGUUAGAAUAUCUCAUAGGAACAUCGGCAUGCGCGUGUGCCCUGAGUGCGAGCCUGGACUCGCUCACAAACGGUGCUAUUAGCGCAUCUGUUCAGAAUUACGUAGGGUUUCUUGGAAAACCAGAUAUCCUAGCCGCUGGCAUUACUCUGUUGAUGAUGGUGCUCCUUGCAGCUGGCGUAAAAAAAAGUUUGAUAUUUAACCAUCUGAUGAACGCCAUAAACUUGGCCGCGUGGGUAUUUCUCAUGAGCGCUGGAUUAUUCUACGUUAAUCUUGAUAAUUGGACCAAAAACGAUGGGUUUUUGCCGAACGGCUGGGGCGGGGUAUUUAAAGGUGCAGCAACUUGUUUUUACGCUUUUAUUGGAUUUGAUAUCAUCGCUACCACUGGUGAAGAAGCUCAUAACCCGAAAAAGUCUAUUCCAUUAGCCAUCAUGGCUAGUCUGGUUAUUAUACUUGUUGCGUAUGUUAGUUCUUCAAUAAUUCUCACACUUAUAGUACCGUAUACAAAAAUUGACGAAAACGCCGCCCUGUUAGACAUGUUUGUGCAGGUAGGUGCGCCUAGGUGUCAGAUGAUUGUUGCCGCGGGUGCAAUGGCUGGUCUCUUAGUAAGCAUGUUCGGUUCUAUGUUUCCAAUGCCCAGAAUUAUUUAUUCGAUGGCUCAAGACGGUUUGCUGUUCAAAUCACUAAGUCAGAUAUUUCCGUUGACCGGUACACCGGUAGUGGCUACUGUACUGUCUGGCGCUGCAUCCGCAGUAGCCGCUCUUGUUAUUAAUUUGGACACGCUCAUCGAAAUGAUGUCCAUUGGCACGUUGUUUGCCUACACGCUAGUGUCGACAUGCGUGCUGAUACUCCGGUACCAGCCGCAGACGUCCACCGUAAUACACUUCUUCCCGGAGACGAUGCGAUCGCCCAUGAACGCGCCCAAACAGAUCGUCACCAACGGACGGGUAAACUUUGUGGUGCAGGACGACCAAAAAUACGCGUACACGAAUCAGGGAUACGGUAGCCAGACGUCGUUUUACCAGACACAGUUGCCGCUACCGCAGCAAAUCAUACCGUCGCACCAGUCGCAGAGGAUCAUGGUCCGAAAAGUGACUAGAAGUUCACCGGAUUCGGAUGACACGUACUUUGGAGACGAUUCCGAGGAAGGACGCGACGAUCAAUACCUGGUUUCAGACAGAUGUGAGAGCAAAUUCUAUGGUUCCGUGCAUGGGGGAUCAACUGCUGGAUCGACGGCCGCGCCAGGAGGAUUCAGCGCGGCCAGUGCCAACAUUACUAGAUCCAUUAAGGCCGCCACGUACUUGUGCCCAGCCAUAUUCCCGUGGGUAGACACAGGACCGGCCACCGAGGAGAGCGGAAUGGUGGUGCUCAAACUGGUCGGCGUGUUUUACGUACUCAUCAUCGUGUUCGACGUGCUGCUAGUGUUCGUGUCUUCCGAAUCGUCAACAUUCGUCUACGUCCUGUUGUACGCCCUGCUGAUCGCCGUAAUCGUCGUGCUGGGAGCUAUAUCCCGCAAACCCCAGAACAAACAAAUACUCGUUUUCAAAACACCAUGGGUUCCAUUCGUACCGUCAUUCUCAAUUGCUGUCAAUUUAUACUUGAUAUUUCAGCUGAGUUCGAUGACUUUACUUCGGAUAAUCGUAUGGGUUUCAAUUGGUCUAUUUGUUUACUUCUACUAUGGUAUAAAGCAUAGCACGUUGGAACCACGGGUGGACGAGGACGAGAGAAUUGAACUGAAAAUGAAAUCGCAAACAACGACGAUGACAAAACAACAAAACAGUCGACCACAAGCCCCGGCUUCAAUGAAGACUACCGCUAACUCUAACACCACCUCCACCAGAGUCACCUCCACUGCAACUAUAGUCGACGAGAAGACCGAACCGAAGAGGCCGACUAACUUAGAACCGUUACCCGCCAACAAGGAGAGUAAUUUAUUUGUGUCACCGUCCGCGUUCCCAAAGUGGGAAGACUAGAUUGACUGACCAAAAAAUUGAAAAAAAAAAAAAUAAAUAAAAAUAAACGUUUUGUUGACUCGACAUAGAGACUUCAACAACGUUGUGUGUAAAUAGGGAUGUAAAAAAAUAAAAUAACUACUUUAAAACUUAAAAUUAUAUUAUUACGAUUACAAAAUCAAUUCUUUGGGCUACCAAAAUGACUAUAAUACACUAUAAUAUUAUGUUAUUUAUAACACGUAUAAUACGCGUGAUGUUUUUAAUAUAUUCUAUUAUCUA
Messenger RNA from Melanaphis sacchari, 2994 nucleotides. Its product is annotated as cationic amino acid transporter 3. The coding region runs from base 352 to 2736 and encodes 794 amino acids. Gene Ontology annotation, cellular component: plasma membrane. NCBI's taxonomy places the organism in Eukaryota, Metazoa, Arthropoda, Insecta, Hemiptera, Aphididae. The record is from RefSeq and is a predicted model, not a curated record. Gene Ontology annotation, molecular function: amino acid transmembrane transporter activity. The transcript has 14 exons. Gene Ontology annotation, biological process: transmembrane transport; amino acid transport.